Phyllostomus discolor (pale spear-nosed bat) is the source of this 9221-nucleotide messenger RNA. It is a transcript of the gene RBM27, whose product is annotated as RNA binding motif protein 27. NCBI's taxonomy places the organism in Eukaryota, Metazoa, Chordata, Mammalia, Chiroptera, Phyllostomidae. Gene Ontology annotation, molecular function: RNA binding; metal ion binding. The record is from RefSeq and is a predicted model, not a curated record. Gene Ontology annotation, biological process: mRNA processing. The transcript has 21 exons. Gene Ontology annotation, cellular component: nucleus. Bases 197 to 3361 code for a protein of 1054 amino acids.
UGAGCCGUUGUGCUCGGUUGAGUGAGGGCUUUGGGUUAGUUCCUGUUAGGCCCCGGCCGGGGGAGUAGGUUGAAGUCUCGUAAGAUGCCCGGUGGGCUGGGGCACCGGGAGCUGUGAAGAAGGCGUGAGGAGGCGACAAGGGAAGACCGCGGCAGGCCCGAACGAGAGCGGCGGCCGAGCCCGCCUUCCCUGCACCAUGCUCAUAGAGGAUGUGGAUGCCCUCAAGUCCUGGCUGGCCAAGUUACUGGAGCCGAUAUGCGAUGCUGACCCUUCGGCUUUAGCCAACUAUGUAGUAGCACUGGUCAAGAAGGACAAACCUGAGAAAGAAUUGAAAGCCUUUUGUGCUGAUCAACUAGACGUCUUUUUACAAAAAGAAACUUCAGGUUUUGUGGAUAAACUAUUUGAAAGUCUCUAUACUAAGAACUACCUUUCACCUUUGGAACCAGUUAAGCCUGAGCCAAAACCACCAGUCCAAGAAAAAGAAGAAAUUAAAGAAGAGGUAUUUCAGGAGCCAGUGGAGGAAGAACGAGAUGGCCGAAAAAAGAAAUAUCCUAGUCCCCAGAAGACUCGUUCAGAAUCUAGUGAACGAAGAACACGUGAAAAGAAAAGAGAAGAUGGCAAGUGGAGAGACUACGACAGGUACUUUGAGCGAAAUGAAUUGUACCGUGAGAAGUAUGACUGGAGGAGAGGCAGGAGCAAGAGCCGAAGUAAGAGCCGAGGCCUGAGUCGGAGUCGGAGCCGAAGCAGGGGGCGCAGCAAAGACCGGGAUCCAAAUAGGAAUGUUGCAGAGCACAGGGAAAGAUCCAAGUUUAAGAGUGAAAGAAAUGACUUGGAAAGUUCGUAUGUGCCUGUGUCUGCACCACCUCCAAACUCUUCUGAGCAGUAUUCCUCUGGGGCACAGACUAUCCCCAGCACUGUUACUGUGAUCGCACCUGCGCACCACUCCGAAAACACAACAGAGAGUUGGUCCAAUUACUAUAACAAUCACAGCUCUUCCAAUUCUUUUGGUCGAAACCCACCACCAAAGAGGCGAUGCAGAGAUUAUGAUGAAAGAGGAUUUUGUGUACUUGGUGACCUUUGUCAGUUUGAUCAUGGAAAUGAUCCCUUGGUUGUUGAUGAAGUUGCUCUGCCAAGCAUGAUUCCUUUCCCUCCACCUCCUCCUGGGCUUCCUCCUCCACCACCUCCUGGAAUGUUAAUGCCUCCAAUGCCAGGCCCAGGCCCAGGCCCUGGCCCUGGCCCAGGCCCAGGCCCAGGUCCAGGUCCAGGUCCUGGCCACAAUAUGAGACUUCCUGUUCCCCAAGGACAUGGCCAGCCUCCGCCUUCUGUUGUGCUUCCCAUACCAAGACCACCCAUAACACAGUCAAGCUUAAUAAACAACCGUGACCAGCCUGGGACAAGUGCAGUGCCCAAUCUUGCACCAGUGGGAGCAAGACUACCUCCUCCUUUACCCCAGAACCUCCUUUAUACAGUUUCAGAACGACAGCCCAUGUACUCUCGGGAACAUGGUGCUGCUGCAUCUGAGCGACUUCAGUUGGGGACACCGCCUCCUCUGUUGGCAGCUCGUUUGGUGCCACCUCGAAACCUCAUGGGAUCCUCCAUUGGGUACCAUACCUCAGUCUCCAGCCCCACCCCUCUGGUCCCAGAUUCAUAUGAACCAGAUGGUUAUAAUCCAGAAGCUCCUAGUAUUACCAGUUCUGGUAGAUCUCAGUAUAGACAGUUCUUCUCAAGAACACAGACACAGCGCCCAAACCUGAUUGGCCUAACAUCUGGAGAUAUGGAUGCAAAUCCAAGAGCUGCUAACAUUGUCAUCCAGACUGAACCUCCAGUUCCUGUGUCAAUUAAUAGCAACAUAACCAGAGUAGUUCUUGAACCAGAUAGCCGAAAAAGAGCUGUGAGUGGUUUGGAAGGUCCACUCACAAAGAAACCUUGGCUGGGAAAGCAAGGAAAUAACAGUCAGAGUAAACCAGGAUUCUUGAGAAAGAAUCAGUAUACAAAUACCAAAUUAGAAGUCAAGAAAAUCCCUCAGGAAUUGAACAACAUCACCAAGCUCAAUGAACACUUCAGCAAAUUUGGAACUAUUGUUAACAUCCAGGUUGCUUUUAAGGGAGAUCCAGAAGCAGCCCUCAUCCAGUAUCUUACCAAUGAGGAGGCCAGGAAAGCCAUUUCCAGCACUGAAGCAGUCCUAAACAACCGAUUCAUCCGAGUCCUGUGGUAUAGAGAGAAUAAUGAGCAACCAGCACUACAGUCCCCAGCACAGCUGCUCCUGCAACAGCAGCAAACACUUAGUCACCUGUCACAGCAGCACCAUCACCUACCACAGCACCUUCAUCAGCAGUCUUCUCCUGCAACGGUACAUGGAGGUAUCCAGAAGAUGAUGAGCAAACCACAGACACCAGGUGCAUAUGUUCUUAACAAAGUUCCUGUGAAACAUCGUCUUGGACAUGCAAGUACUAACCAGAGUGAUACAGCACACUUGUUGAAUCAGUCAGGUGGUUCUGGAGAGGAUUGCCAGAUAUUUUCAUCUUCGGGCCAUCAAAAGAUUUAUAGCUCCUCGAACUUAAAGACUCCUUCAAAGCUUGGUUCAGGGUCUAAAUCUCAUGAUGUUCAAGAAGUUCUUAAAAAGAAGCAGGAAGCAAUGAAACUACAACAAGAUAUGAGGAAAAAAAGGCAAGAAGUGUUAGAAAAACAAAUAGAAUGCCAGAAGAUGCUAAUAUCCAAGUUAGAAAAAAAUAAAAAUAUGAAACCAGAAGAGAGAGCAAAUAUAAUGAAGACUUUGAAAGAGCUUGGUGAAAAGAUCUCACAACUGAAAGAUGAGUUAAAAACAUCUUCUGCAGUCUCCACACCAUCUAAAGUGAAGACCAAAACAGAGGCCCAGAAAGAACUGUUAGAUACUGAAUUGGACCUUCACAAGAGGCUGUCCUCCGGAGAAGACACAACAGAAUUACGGAAAAAACUCAGUCAGUUACAGGUCGAGGCCGCACGAUUAGGUAUCUUACCAGUGGGUCGAGGAAAGACCAUGCCCUCCCAAGGUCGAGGAAGAGGCCGGGGUCGUGGAGGAAGAGGAAGGGGCUCGCUGAAUCACAUGGUGGUGGACCACCGGCCCAAAACAUUGUCAGUCGGGGGACUCAUUGAAGAGGAAAAAGACGACUUACUUCAGCAUUUCUCAGCUGCAAACCAAGGGUCAAAAUUCAAAGACCGUCGGCUACAAAUAUCAUGGCACAAGGCCAAAGUGCCUUCUGUAUCCACUGAGACUGAGGAAGAAGAAGUUAAGGAGGAGGAAACAGAAACCUCAGAUUUGUUUUUGCCUGACGAUGAUGACGAAGAUGAAGAUGAAUAUGAGUCUCGUUCAUGGCGAAGAUGAAGUCUGAAGCAAGCUGUAUAAUUUUUAGGAAUAUUGUUUAGAAGAACAACUUUUUAAAUUUAUUUAAAGAAGUCAAUGAGCCAAAAAAUUUUUUUUAUUUUUCUUUUCAAAACAGUAGAUUUAAGGACAGCAAAUUUGCUAUUUAAACACAUCUCAUAACUGUUCAUGAUGUUAAAGCACCAAAGGCCUAGUGACUUUUAUGCAGUUGUGAAGAUCCACAGAAAUGACAUGGAUACUCUCUAGAGCCUUAUUUUCCACACCAUCUGUUUUUGUUGCUAUUGGUGUUGGAUUUGAUGUAAAUGACAGGGUGUUCAGAAAUCUUAUUUUGGAUUAUAAUCUGCUGAUAAAAUUUCAUUAAAUGUCAAAGUUGCCUGGAAUCUCUUAACUCUUAGCUAUUAUGGAAGGGUCGCCAGACAAUAGGAGACAUUUGUAAUUAAAAUACCCUUUUGCUUUCAAGAGUUCUCUUGGGAGAAAAGUAAAUUUAUUUUAUUUUUUACUGAGGAGGAGCCCAGUUUGUAUUCAAUUUAAAUUUUGAGGGGGGGGGGGGCGGUUAUGUGCACUAGUAAGUCCUAUUUUAGUGUGAACCAUAACAAAGUCUGUGUUCUUAAAUGCUAUAAGGUAAUGGUAAGCUAGCUCCAUAGUGUUUUCAUUCUGUCAUUAUAGUAAUUCUCCUGGACUUUUGUUGCUGCUGAUCCUUAAUUUGCUUUGAAAUUAGUGAGCAUUGGUUCAUUUUUUUUAACAUUUUCAGAAUAUAAAAUGUUUUCACCUAUUUCCCCUUUCUGUUCCCCAUAUUCUUUCUCAUGCCUUUUUAUUAAUAGGCCUGACUUACCCAUUAUUGAGAUAAGUGAUUCUUUUAGGCCACCAAAAGUCAACCCCCAAUAAAAGCUUAAACCAGCACCUCGAUAAAUAAGUGUUUUGAUAAGAAUAAUGAAAGAAUUUACGGGGGAGAGUCAGUCACAGCUUUUUUUUUUUUUUUUUAAUGCUUUAGUUUAGUUAAUAGUUAUACAAAAGGGUUAAAAAGUAUCUGAAAUUCUUUUCCUAAAUUUAAACCAUGGUGGUGAGGUGAUGGGGUGGGGUGGGGUAGGGUAGGGGGGUGGUAUGCUAGUAAUAAAUGGGAGUCAUAACGUGACUUUGAUCAGAUGACCUUAUUUUUUGAUAAUUUUGUAGCUUGUUGCUAUCCAUGAACAUACACAUCCUUCAGUAGACAGUUUCCUUCACUGUGUGCAUUUUUACUGUACACUAUAUAGAAUAUCUGUUAGGUAAAAUAUAUGUAAAUUUAUGUCCUUGUGUUCUGAAUGUUAGAUGGAAAAGCAGAGGAGCAACACUACACUGUAUUGACCCCUGGGGAAAUAAAUGAUUAAUGUACAUAGGAUGUCACUUUUUCAAGGAUAUACACAUUUAUGUUUUUAUAUAUGUGUGGUGUGAAAAUUUGAAACUUCCUGUUGGCUUCAGAAGGUUCUUGGUGAUCACUAUAUCAAGGAUUUUGUUUCUUGAGGUAAAGACUGUUUCUCAAAAUAGAAACUAUUCAUUAAGAAACUUAAAACCAUCAGGACUCUAGAUUUACUUAGCUACAAGAAGUUAAAUCUCACGUUCUGAUUAUCUUUUCUCUAAUACUCAUUUUCCUGGAAUGAUGUGUCAAACCAGGAUCAUAUUUAUGUUCAUGUAACUUCCCCUUCAUAUGUAAUAACAAGGACUUCCUCUUCCUAGGUGGUUGUUAUAUUUCUGAUAACACUGAACUAAAAUAAGCUUACAAAAAUGGAAAACAUUACAGUGAGGUACCUAGAAUAAGCAAUCUUGCUCCUUCCUCCUCCAUCAUCUCUAAUGAAAUUUUCUUGAUGUCUGUGGCUCAGUGGGUAUAUAUUUUGAAAGAUGCAUUGUGGUGAAUAUUUUGAGUCCUGACAGUUUAAACGUGAUAGAGGGAACAAAGGAUUUAUAUAUUUUUUGUACAAAGUUUUUUCUUAAACUGUAUAAUUUUGUAAAUAAUUUGUUUGGUUUUUUUUUGUGUACUAAAACUACCAGCGUAUAGAUUUCAAUAAGAAUUGUUGUAUUUUUGUAUUUGGAAACUGAAAAUUGCAGUAAAUUAAUGGAGCUGUAAGAAAAUUUUCAGUAGACUGACAGUUCAACAGAAUGAGAUUCCUUUUCAUGUGAUUUUUUUUAACCUCAAAAUUGACAUCUUAUUACACUCUGUACAGGGAGAAUUGAGGGUUGGUUUGCCUUUUUAGUUCUGGGGGGAGUAGGGGUGAAAGAGAAGGGUGUUAAAGUGAAGAAUAGAUACUUUCCCAGUAAGAUUUGAGACCCUUUGUAUAAAACUUUUUCAAUAUACUUAUAUAGUACUGAAAUACUUUUAAAAUGUUACAAGAAUUCUAAAACAUCUUUGACUCUUAAAAAUGAAUUCAAAAUAUGUGUUCAAUAUAAUAUUUAAAAAUUUAAGUUAAUGUUAGCAUAAGAUAGUUGAAUAUAUAUAUUUUUUUCCUUUAGAAUAUUUGAUUCCCAACCUCAAGUCCCCAACUGUUAGUAUUUUUCCUAAAAGUGACCGUGACUUGUUUUUUUUUGGUGUCUUCAGUUGCAGAGAUAACAUGUACCAUCCGAGGCAACCUCUAUUCUUUUUAAUGUGUAUGACAUGACAUCUUUCUAAGUAGCUGAUGACCAGUCUGCCUAGGCCAGCCAGCCUGUUUUACUGACGGAUUGCUGCCCAAGCUUAAGAAGGGAACCCCAGGGAAUGCAGAAUUUCCCUCAAUUUCUUCAGGUUGUGACGGGGAGAACGUCACUAGCUAAGAUGAUAAAUCGGAAAACAGUCUUGUUAGGGUGAAAAGGUCCUAGUGACAGAUCAUUUUUGCAAAAAGAAGGGGAAAAAAAUCAUGUGAAAAGGAAUAGUGGUUCCUCUUUAUGUAUAGUAUGCCUGUAUUAUAGUUUUUACCAAAUUGUGAACUUGUGUAAUAGUAUAAUAGGAGAUAUUGUUGAAUUUCUAACUGUUUAUACAUUUAAAUUCAUAUAUGUAAUGUUUGUUUUAUCAAUUACAAUCUGAAUUUCUAAGAAGCAUGUUGACUUUUGCAAUAAAGAUGCAAUAUGGAAUGGUUCACAAUUGGAAAAAAAAAAAGAAAAAAGAUAAAAGUAUUACGAAUUUAAAAGAAUUUGGAAAAUUUAUGAACCAUUCCAGAAAUUAUAACAAUCACCAAAAGAGCUGUAAUUCUGGCUUGUUCUGGAAAGAAAGAAAAUGUGUGCGUAUGCUUGCUUGUGUGUGAGCGUGAGUGAGUAGUGGAUGUGUGUGUGUGUUUUAUGUUGGGUCUGUAUACAUGAAAGAAUGCCACUCUGUGAAUUUGGGCACUGAAGUCUCUGGCUAUGAAAUACUCAGUAGAGUAACUCCCUCAGUAGGGUGAUCUUGGAAAUGAAAGUGGGGGGCGGGGGGAUUAAAAGUAUUACUUGUAAGUGAGCUUUGAUAGCCAUAUUUCUUUGUUCAGGAUGGGUCUUGGUAUCCCAGACAUAAAGCACAAGCAAUUUUAUAAAAGCCAUUGUUAUCUUGAGGAAAGAUGCCUGCCAACAAUAUAGGAAGGACUUUUUUUUUUUUGAAGCAGAAUAGAGAGAUAAGAAAGAACACCUUGAGGAGGUGACCUCUAAUUGUGGUGGAGACGUGCAAGGAAUGACAGAAGGAAGUGAUCUGACACUAAGGACUGGGAGGUGACGAGAAACGGAAGUGUAUCGCUUGGGCUCACAGUUUCUCAUUUUAAAAAUUGCUUUUCUUACAAAAUUUCCCUUUAAAUAUUCAUUGUCUAAGAGGAGUCAUUCUGUAAGUCUCAGCUUAUCCAGGAAAAUACUGAAGAAUGGGAAUAAAUUUUAUUUUCAGUCUUUUCAAAUAAACAGAUUGCAUCUGUAUUUUAUGAAUUAGGUAAAUGGUAAAUAAGCUGUGUGACCAUUUUGAAUAGAUAAUUCUAUAUAUGUUUAUAAUAAACAUUAGUUCUGGGAAUUUUGGUAGGGACCAACAUAAUUCUGAAUAUAGUUGUAUUUAUGUAAUAGUAAGUCAAAUAUUUUACUGAAAUGGAUCCUUCAUUAAAAUUACUGAUUUUAUGUGGACUUGUUUUUUAAAAAACUGGUUUCCAUGUAAAUUAUUCUAAAGCCAAGGGUAAAUUUUGAAUCACGAGCCCCAGUAUACUAUCUAGUCCUGAUCUAAUUAUGUUCCAGUAAAGGGAAGAUGGGAGCAUCUAUGUCAACACUUGGGGUCAUUUUAGAUGGCAGAGUCAGGGUUGCUUACACCAGCACAUGUGCCAUUUUUGAGGGGGCCAGUGACCACCAAUUCAAAACUAGGGCUAUCAGCUGCUGUUGCAUGUGUUAUGAAUCACCUUCAUUUAUGCUAAAUUGAUUUUGCAGCCAAGUGAUCUCCUUUCUACAGGAUCAUCUAUCAUUUGGCCUCGUACCUGGUUCUGCAAUCGACCUUAGGUUAACUAAACCAUCCCAGCAUUCUGAUAGGUGACUUGAUACAGGUAAAAUUAAGGUCAGAAUACUGUUUAGGGACUGUUGCAAGGUAUUUGCAGUUUGAGUAUAUACUUUUUUUAGGCUACUUUUGCAAACUUCUUUUUCUUUUGACAGUGGUGGUCAUUGAGCACAAUACACAUUGCUGUUAACUUUAAUGUUUUGUAUUGAUAUUAUCUUUAUUUUUGUGAAAGAGGAGUGGGGGAAGAGGGCCUGAUCUAAUCUCAGAGGCUGUUAGCUGCUUGUCCCUGAACAUAAGCUUGUGUCUCCUACAUCACUUUGUAGAAUUCUCAUAGUUUGAUAUAGUGGUCCACUAGUAAUUAAAAUAAUAGUCAUUUUUUAUAUCGGGCUACUGGUUCAGUAUUUGAGUGCUCAAAAUUGUUGUUUACUUUAUGCUUUGUCAGGGUGUUGAGGUGUGAAAACAAGCCGCCUUGGUUGCUCAGGCCUGUUCCUGUUAACAACUUCAUAAAAGUGAAUGUCUUGUUAAUAGUUUUCUAAAGUCCUUGUGAUUCCAUCUUUUCUAAGUUUGCCCCAGAGGUCUAUUAGUGUGAGAUACUGAUAUAUUUCUCCCAAUUUUAAGUUAAAAUAAAUAAUAAGGACUAAUAGAGGCCUUGCCCAGUUCUUUUGGUUUCUUGAGGAUGAUUUGGGCUCAAGGUUGAGGCUGUGCUGUGCACAUGAUUAGUUUGAGCACUUAGACCAGACACUGCCUGUUUAUUUGUGUAAACAUUUGUUCCUGUAUAAACUGUAGAGUCCUGGUUCUGGAACCACCUUCCAACAAAAGGUUUUAUUGUAGGAUUCAAGUUUUUAACCUUUAGAGCCUGUAGGGGGCUCUAGGAGGCAAAAUAUAGUCAGCCUUAGAGCAGGGGCAGUCUUUUGACAGCAACUCAAUGGAAAAUAUAUUUCAUUGCAAUCCAACAUACACAUACACCCCCAAACAAAACUUACUAAACAACACCCUGGCUACUCAAUAUGCACCUGGAAUACUUUAGUCACAACCCACUAUUUGGCUUUCAACAUUGCAGGUUAGGAAACACUAGUUUAUUUUGAGGUACAGGAUGAAUUAGCAUUUUAAAUCAUUUUCUUCCUUGCUGUGAUAUUCUACUCAAAAUCUUAUUUUGAGCAUAAAGUGAUAUAAUUUAACAUUCUGUAUUUUGCUUGGAAAAGUAGUCUGGAGUCUGAAAUUAGAGGUGGAAAUGUAAACAUCAGUGUCUAUUGAUUGAUGUUCUUGAACCUGAAGUUAUUCUAUAGAUUUUUAAUUUUUAAGAUGGACAACUGUGAGUGACUAAACUUGCCUGCACUUUUAUAUUUUGGUGGUUGUUUGUCCUGGGAAGGGAGUAGAAUACUGGUAUAUUGGUGCUACCUUUUGUGAAAUUCACAUCACUUUCCAGAAAUUGUU